UUGUGAACCUUGCUCGCGUGUAUCAUCAUUUUCUGCCGCUGCUGUUUGCUCUCUUGUGCGUCUCUAGAGACAGAAAUAGAAGAUACAACAGAGCUCCCUAGUAAAGUCCACGAGUGUAUGACUGUCACCAACUUAUUCAGAAGGAGUGUAUGGUUGGGACACCAUUUUACAACGUCAGUGGGAGUUGACAGUAUAGCAGAAGAACCGACAGACUCUCCCCCUUUCACCUUUGAUACGCUUUUAUAUGCAUUCUCUGAACAUUGCAGACCUUUGUGGGACCGUCCUGCCAUUUCUACAGCUAUUCAAAGAUCCAAACCUUGUCAUUCUAAUCGGAGUUCUCUACCAGUAAAGAGCAGAGAGAGGAAUCAUGGCGUUUGUUAAUGUCAAUCGUGAAAACACUGACCCGUACUAUAGGUACAAGAUGCCUUUGUUGAUUGCUAAAGUGGAGGGAAAGGGUAAUGGAAUAAAGACUGUCAUUGUCAACAUGGUUGAAAUUGGCAAGGCUCUUCAGAGGCCACCGUCUUAUCCAUGCAAGUAUUUUGGUUGUGAGUUGGGUGCUCAGACUCAAAUGGAUCCAAAGAAUGGGCGCUACAUUGUUAACGGAGCUCACGAGGGUCCAAAGCUCCAGGACCUUCUUGACGGGUUCAUCAAAAACUUUGUCCUUUGCGAGGAGUGUGAAAACCCCGAGACUAACUUGGUUGUUCAAACUGGGAAGAACCGUAUUGUUCAGACCUGCAUUGCCUGUGGCCACAGUCGUCUUGUUAGCGAGCGUCAUAAGCUCACAGCUUAUGUCAUCAAGAACCCGCCACAUUUAGCAGCAGGUGGUGCUGAUGAUGCAGCAACAGGAGGGAAAAAAGAUAGGAAGGGAAAGAAAGGCAAAGGUAAAAAAGAGAAGGAGCCAACGUCUCCAAGCGUGGCAUCUCCAAAUGAUAUUGACAAAGAAUUUGAUGUUGCUGUGCCUCAACAGAAUGGAACUAGUCAUAAAGGGAAGAAUAAGGAUAAAAACGCUGAUGACGAUGAUGAAGAAUGGAGCGUUGAUACUAGUGAAGAGGCUGUGAGGAAGAGGCUUGAGAACCUUAGUGAGGGUGCCACUGUACUGACACUCAAUGAUGAUCUUGAGAAGAGCAACAGCGAGAGGGUCAACAUGUUUUACAAGCAUGUGGAGGGAAUUAAGGCUAAUGGUGGUAUUCCGGCUAUUGCCAGUUCACUCUCCAAAAUCAAAGGUGAAGCCGAGCGUCUUGAAGUCCUUGAUACAGCUGCUGGUAUAAUGGCUGAACUCCUUUAUACUGACAAUCUUCUCUCUGAAAUAAAGCAAUACAGAGCAAUAAUGCUCCACUUUGUUCAUGAGAAUAAGAAAGCUCAGAAGACACUCUUGGAUGCAUUUGAGAUACUUGUUGGUAAGGUCUAUCCUGAUGUGCUCCUGCCAAGGGUGCCACACAUUCUCAAGUCAUUCUAUGAUGAAGAUAUACUGGAAGAAGAGUCUAUACUUGAGUGGCAUGAUAAGGUGUCUAAGAAGCUUGUUGGUAAAGAGAAAGCUCGUGAGAUUAGAGAAAAAGCUGCUCCUAUAAUACAGUGGCUGAAGACAGCAGAAGAGGAAUCUAGUGAAGAUGAAGACGAUGUUGAGGUUGUUUACGAAAAUGAGACAGCUGGCGACAAGCUGAAAGUAGUCUCUGAGACUAUACCAGCUGGUAAAGUUAUCAAUGAGGCUGUCGAUGAUGAUGAUGAUGAUGAUGAAGAAGAGGAGGUGAAUAUCGAUGAUAUAUGAUGCUCUUCCCCCAAAAAAAUUUGUCAUUUUAUUAUUGCUUGAACAAGUGUACACUUAUUAUACCACAUAUUAUUACAUGUAUUAUUAUACAAGUAAACCUGCUAUUAUUAAUAUAUUGCUAUUGCAUAUUAUUAUUAUUGUUACUAUUAUUAUGGGUGUGCUGAACUGCUAAUCUUUAUUAAAAUAAUAAUAACUGAUGAACCAUAAUCUGUAAUUGUUUACUUUAAUAAAUCUUGAUUUUUAUUCAUUAUAA
This is a messenger RNA of Amphimedon queenslandica, 2018 nucleotides long. Its product is annotated as eukaryotic translation initiation factor 5-like. Gene Ontology annotation, cellular component: cytosol. The transcript is spliced from 12 exons. Bases 368 to 1765 code for a protein of 465 amino acids. Gene Ontology annotation, molecular function: GDP-dissociation inhibitor activity; eukaryotic initiation factor eIF2 binding; translation initiation factor activity. Gene Ontology annotation, biological process: formation of cytoplasmic translation initiation complex; translational initiation. The record is from RefSeq and is a predicted model, not a curated record. NCBI's taxonomy places the organism in Eukaryota, Metazoa, Porifera, Demospongiae, Haplosclerida, Niphatidae.